This is a messenger RNA of Plenodomus lingam JN3, 1038 nucleotides long. RefSeq lists its product as uncharacterized. NCBI's taxonomy places the organism in Eukaryota, Fungi, Ascomycota, Dothideomycetes, Pleosporales, Leptosphaeriaceae. The record is from RefSeq and is a predicted model, not a curated record.
AUGGCGUCUGCCUCAGAACCCUCCAUAUCAUUAGAAGAUGAUCGGAUCGAACCAAAACAUUCACCCAAAGACAACUCCAACACUCAAGCAGUCGACCAUGGUUCCCAAGAAGAAUCCCAAUCAUCGAUCCUCGAGCUCCAAGAAGCCCUUGGGCCGCUCCUCCUCGCCCGCAAACACAAAUGUACAUGCCUCACCCAACACCGCAAAAUCCCAUUCAUCCCCAGCCACGGCUGCCUCGACGCCCGCGAACCCCUCAAGCCAAACUGGACUGGUGCCUUCCGACUCUUCUCCUUGCCCAGCGAACUACGUGACAAGAUCUACCUCCACUACCUCCACCGUCCAAGCGACUACACUUGGACUCGAUACAGCAGAGCGCGCAACUUUGCACCAAAGCAACGCCCCGCUGACGACGUAAUGAGUCUCCUGCUCACAUCGCGUCAAGUCCACGCCGAAGCCUGGGACGUCUUUUGUCGCUACAGCACCGUCUACCUCAACCGGGACCCCAGGGAUAUCUACGCUAAACGUCUCGACGAUAUCUUACGCUACUUCCCCUACAGGCCGUCGCGAACCCUGCAAUGCGUAGGAAGCGUCUACUGGAGCAACAGCACCUGGGGCAAUGAAAACGGCGCACCAGACUCCUUUCUCCAGAUCCUCCGCGACGCCCACGAGAUGAAAGCCCAGUUCCCCCGGCUCCGCAUCUUCAGCGUGCGCUAUGGUGCACAUGGUCCGUCCGAUGCAGAACCGCUACUCGUAGACUGCAACUGGAGCGAGCAACGCAAGAUCGCAAAGAUGCUCGAUUGGAUGAGGCACGUCGUCGCGCAGAGCAACAUCGAGCCGCCUGCAUGGGUACGCUGGAAAUUGUUCGGGCACUGGAGGCAGGAUGAGCCAUUCACAGAGCGCGAUCAGAAUUCGAUGGGUAAGGCGUAUGGACUGCUAGUUAGGGAAUGUAGCGGGCGGAGCGCGUGCGAGGAUUCUGGUAGUAAGUGGAUUGAAGAGACGUCGAGGCUGGGAGGAAGGCGUAGACGUCAAAAGCCGUAA